GCGAAGAGAAGGGAGAAGGGGUCCAUACCUGCAUCAAGCGAACAACGAGAGCCAAGACUUUCUAAAAACUCUUCUCUGUUCAGGCAAAACUCCCCGUUGAAUUUCCUCUCUCCCAACCCAAACCUAAUCACAAACUCUCUGUCACCAAGAAAAUGAUAUGAUUUUUAAUGCCUUCAGUGUUAACACUCAUUUUCAAAACCAUGUCUUUGAGAAUAAAAGCGGUAGUCGACAAGUUCGUGCAGGAGCUCAAGGAGGCUUUGGAUGCAGACAUACAAGACAGGAUUAUGAAAGAAAGAGAGAUGCAGAGUUACAUCGAAGAACGUGAACGUGAAGUCGCCGAGCGUGAAGCCGCUUGGAAGGCUGAGCUUUCCCGUCGUGAAGCUGAGAUUGCUCGACAAGAAGCUAGGUUGAAGAUGGAGAAAGAGAACCUAGAGAAAGAGAAAAGUGUCCUUAUGGGGACCGCAUCAAAUCAAGAUAACCAAGAUGGAGCUCUUGAGAUUACUGUAAGUGGAGAAAAGUAUCGAUGCCUCAGGUUUGCAAAGGCAAAGAAGUGAGGCUUUACAACAAAGGGAGUAGAAACAAGGGUAGAUUUCAUCGUUCUCUGCUAACGUAUUUCUUAAUUUCCCUUGCCCACUUUUCUAUUCAUUCAAAUGCAUAAUUAUUUAAAUUUAGUUAUGCAUUUCAAUCAAACUAGAAUUGAUUAUGCUCCUGAGUGUGAAUUGAUUCAAUCAAGAAAGAAGGCAUAUGAUUUAUGAAA
This is a messenger RNA of Mangifera indica (mango), 757 nucleotides long. RefSeq lists its product as uncharacterized. Lineage: Eukaryota; Viridiplantae; Streptophyta; Magnoliopsida; Sapindales; Anacardiaceae. Bases 168 to 554 code for a protein of 128 amino acids. The transcript is spliced from 2 exons. The record is from RefSeq and is a predicted model, not a curated record.